AUGCCGCCUCCGUCAGCAUCCCACCGUACGGCAUCUGCCCUAUUCCGUCAUGACACGCUCACCUUAAUGUCAUCAACGCUCAGAGCCGGUCCAACUCUGACUGGCGGGAGACGCCUGUCGUGGCUCCACAAUGAUUUCCGCCCUCGCCAGCAUGGAGCGUUUCCAUCUCAAUUCUCCGGUCAUCUGGCGAGACCUAGACCUCACCCCCAUCUGAUAGAGUUUGUGCGGGGAAAGAAGACGAGAUCCACGCUGAAGCUAUCAGAUCUACCCCAGGGAGCCAUCCCUCCCUUGGAAGUGCAGCCUGGCGGCGCGGAGGAUGCCGGUCCCGCCUAUCCGACUGUGAUCUUGCAGGCUCGGCGGAACAUGCAAAAGUUCGACAAUUGCGUGCUACUAACCCGUGUUGGUGGCUUCUACGAGCUGUACUUUGAGCAUGCUGAUGAGUAUGGGCCCCUGCUGCAUCUCAAGGUCGCCCAGAAGAAGACGAGCGCAGGCCCAGUACCCAUGGCGGGGUUCCCCUUUUUCCAAUUAGACCGAUUCCUUAAGAUCCUCGUCCAGGAUCUGAACCGAUAUGUGGCCAUUGCAGAGGAGUUUCCUAAUAAUGCCGCCGAUAAGGUAAAGUCCGGGGGCCUGAUGCAUGACAGGCGAGUUGCCCGCAUCAUCACGCCAGGUACACUCAUCGACGAGAACUUUAUAGACCCUUAUGCCAACAACUACGUAAUGGCAAUACACGUAACUCAGCCCCAUAAUCAACGCGAGCAAGGACAAGGACGAGAACAAGAACAAGAACACGGGCAAGGUCAGCAACAGCAAGAGGAAGACAGCAGAACCCCCGCGGAGAUUGAGCCCGAGCCCGAGCCCAGGGGGAUCAUAUCUGACCCAGGUCAGGUAGCAUUGACCCCGGAUUUGAGAGGAGCUGACCUUCCCCUCUCCGCGCCCAACGGAGAACGCCUCUCUCUCGGUCUAGCGUGGCUCGACUUGUCAACGGGUCAUUUCUUCACUCAGUCCACAAAUCUGUCGUCACUAUCUUCCAUUCUCUCGCGAGUCGGUCCGCGUGAGGUGAUUCUGGACAAGAAUUUGCAGUCCAGCGAAGAUCAUGACAUUUUCACAACCCUUGCGGAGGAUAGGUACGUGAUAACGUAUGCCUCCCAGGGCGACCGUAGACUGGAGCUGGAUGAGUGGGCUCCUAUGCUAGAGUCUGAGCUCCCUCGAGACGCUCGGGAUGCCUUCACAGAAGGUGAGGUGUCGGCCGGCAGCCUACUGCUGCGAUACGUAAAAGAUCGGCUGCAGGGUAUGAGCAUGAAGCUCCAGCCGCCGCUGCGCCACGAGAAUAUGCACAUUAUGAGCAUUGACAAAAACACCCUGAGAGCCCUCGAGAUCAAGCAGACGAUCCGUGAUGGCUUUUUUCGUGGGAGCUUGCUACAUGCCAUCCGCAGAACGGUGACCAAGAGCGGCGCUAGGCUGCUUAAUGAAUGGCUGAGUUCACCGUCCACUUCUCUCGACGUUAUUACCGGUCGCCAAGAUCUCGUUGCACGAUUUAUCGAGAAUGAGACUCUCCGAGAGAACAUCAUACUUCUGCUCCGGAGGUGUCAUGACUCGCAGCGUCUUGUCCAAAAGUUCGCCCUUGGUCGAGGAGACGCGGACGAUCUCGUCGCGCUGGCAAACACGAUCCGAUCCACCGAACACAUUGUGCAGCUUCUCGAGGAACAUGUUCAACAGAACGUCGACGAUACCGAUGGCGCCUCUCCACCGGAGAAUGACUGUUUAACUACAAUGGCCAGCCGAAUUAUUCUGGAUGGACCCCUCCAACUCGCCAACCGAAUCAAGGAGGCCGUUGAUGAAGAAGGAAUCGUCUAUCGGCAUGAAAUCCAGGAGACGGAGGCUAGCCAAAUGCUGGCUCUGGCCCAAGAAGUCGUCAGCUCAGAAGGCACCAAUGAGGACACAGCCGUGCUCCCAAAGGCUAGCAAGUCGAAGAAACGCGCAACCAGCCUGAGAGAGUACUACGGCGAGGACAACGAGCCAUGGGUCAUGAAACCCAACGCUAGCCCCUCGCUCAAGAAACUUCACCGGCAGCUCGACAAGCUCCUUAUUGAAAAAGUUCAGCUCGGCGAAACCCUACGCGAUCGGCAUAACGCCCAGUCGCUUAGCCUCCGUUGGAGCCCUGGCCUAGGCCAUAUCUGCCACGUGAAAGGGAAAGACUCGCGCAACCUCGCCGACCUCAAGACGUUAAGCUCGAGCCGCUCAACUCGCUCGUUCCACGUCCCGGAGUGGACGGACCUCGGACAGCGCAUCGACCAGACGCGCCUCCACAUUCGGAACGAAGAACAGCGCGUCUUCCAAGACCUCCGCGAGCGAGUCGUCCUCAACCUUGUCAAGUUGCGCCGCAACGCGGCCGUGCUCGACGAGCUUGAUGUGACAACCUCCUUCGCCGGCUUGGCGCUCGAGCAGAAUCUAGUGCGACCGCAGCUCAACAACUCGACGGGCCACACCAUCAUGGGCGGCCGGCAUCCCACCGUCGAAGGAGGCCUCCACGAGCAAGGCCGCUCCUUCAUGCGCAACGACUGCCUCGUCGGAUCCCCUUCCCACGGGCGCGUCUGGCUCAUCACGGGCCCUAACAUGGCGGGGAAGAGCACUUUCCUCCGCCAGAAUGCGCUCAUCACUAUUCUCGCGCAGAUAGGCUGCUACGUCCCGGCGUCCUUCGCUUCUCUCGGCAUCGUCGACGCCAUCUUUAGCCGCGUGGGAUCGGCGGACAAUUUAUUCCGGGACCAGAGCACCUUCAUGGUUGAGAUGCUGGAGACGGCACAUAUCCUCCGCGCGGCGACGCCAAGAUCGUUUGUCAUCAUGGAUGAGAUCGGGAGAGGAACCACGCCGGAGGACGGCACUGCCGUGGCGUAUGCGGCUCUGCAUCAUCUUGCGACGGUGAAUCGGUGCAGGACGCUCUUUGCGACGCAUUUCCAUGCCGUGGCUGACAUGGCGGCGGAGGCGGGCUUGUGUGGUAGUGAUGAGCAGAAGGAGGGCAAGAAGAAAAGGAAGAGCAAAGGGACAGGGCAGCCUGAUGCUGAAGGGUCGGUCGUGGAGAUGUAUUGUACUGAUGUGGAGGAGGAUGGGCUUGGUGGCUUCGUCUACGUGCACAAGUUACGCAAGGGGAUUAAUCGGCAGAGCCACGCGCUCAAGGUUGCGAGGCUGGCAGGACUGCCGGAGGCUGCUAUCGCGACGGCGAAGCAGGUUCUCGAGAAGACUAUGGCGUAG
Molecule: messenger RNA, 3246 nt
Organism: Scedosporium apiospermum
Lineage: Eukaryota; Fungi; Ascomycota; Sordariomycetes; Microascales; Microascaceae
Product: MutS2 protein
Exons: 3
Coding region: 1-3246 (1081 amino acids)
Biological process (GO): mismatch repair
Cellular component (GO): nucleus
Molecular function (GO): ATP binding; mismatched DNA binding; ATP-dependent DNA damage sensor activity
Source: RefSeq, a predicted model, not a curated record